GACACAGCGUGGACCGCCAGCAUGCCGCCACGCUGGACACCCGCGGCUGCCACUCUGCUCCCGCUGCUGCCGCUGCUGCUGUUCGGUGCCGCGUCCGCAGCAGACGUUUACGGCCGCGAGUUCGAUGACUAUUUCAAGGACUGCCACCGAAGAAGCCCAGACUUCGAUUCCUGUGUUCUCAAAGGCCUCAACGAUGUACGCCAUUUCUUCCCAACAGGAAUUCCCGAGUACGGAGUGCUGCCCUUCGACCCGUUCUUCGCCAAAGAGGUAGUGCAGAAGCGCGGCGGUCCCGGGGCCAGCUAUAAGCUGCGGCUCAGGAAUGUCUACGAACGGGGCUGGACGCGCUCCAACGUCACCAAGUUCAGGAGCGACCUGGACAACAACCGCAUCGUCUAUUCGCAGUUCUUCCCGGAGAAGAGCCUGGACGGCGAGUACGAGAUAGAUGGCGACGUUCUGCAGUACCCCAUGACCAACAAGGGCAGCUGGAACAUGACACUCUACGACUACAGCCAGACGACGACCAUCACGCGGCGACCGACGGCGCGCGGCGGCCGGCUGUCGUUCUCGGGGCCUCUCAAAGUGCGCGUCCACGUGGAUCACAUCGGCAACAUGGACCUGCACGUCGGAAACCUGCUGCGCGGACGCUCCGUCAUGGAGCGCAUGCUGGACCGCAUGAUCAACACCAUGUGGCGCGUCGGCCUGGGAGCGGUGAAGCCGCUCGUCAACGAUCUGGUCAGCACGGCCUUCACAGAGAUCUUCAACAACGACUUCAAAGACUUCCCCUUCGAUAAGAUAUUCCCACCAUAA
Molecule: messenger RNA, 807 nt
Organism: Schistocerca serialis cubense
Lineage: Eukaryota; Metazoa; Arthropoda; Insecta; Orthoptera; Acrididae
Gene: Jhbp16
Exons: 6
Coding region: 22-807 (261 amino acids)
Source: RefSeq, a predicted model, not a curated record